This is a messenger RNA of Heterocephalus glaber (naked mole-rat), 924 nucleotides long. The record is from RefSeq and is a predicted model, not a curated record. Lineage: Eukaryota; Metazoa; Chordata; Mammalia; Rodentia; Bathyergidae.
UUUUCCGUCCCACCGUGUGACGGGAAAUCCGGCACGGGAAGAGCGGGACCAAAAGGUGCUGAGCACGCUUACUCUUCCGCGCGUCUCCAGCGUUUGCCCACGGAACUUUUGAGUGGAGUACAAGGGAGCGCGGGGGAGCGUACCGGAAGGGACUCACCGGGAAGAUUUGGAGAAAGGAAGGGACGAGGAAUGACUAGAAACCAUGGCUGCUGUGGUCGCUGUUUGCAGAGGUCUAGGGAGGAAGAAGUUGACGUACUGGGCAACGGCUGCUAUCUGCCUCACAGAUUCCGGAGCUCACACGGGCGAUUAAAUUUCUCCAAGAAGACGCAGGGAUUUCGUAAACUUGGCAAGACAGGGACAUUUCCAGAGUCACUCAGCAUGCAAUGGAGAAGAGGUUGUUCACAGUAUAAACAAGUAACCAGCAACGAGAACCUGCCUGUUCCAAUGGAAAAUCCUUAUAAGGAACCCCUUAAGAAGUGUAUCUUGUGUGGGAAACGAGUAGAUUAUAAGAAUGUGCAGCUUUUGUCCCAGUUUAUUUCUCCAUAUACUGGAUGCAUUCAUGGGAGGCAUAUAACAGGUCUUUGUGGAAAGAAACAAAAAGAAGUUUCAAAAGCAAUUAAGAGAGCUCAAAUAAUGGGGUUUAUGCCAGUUACAUACAAGGAUCCUGCAUAUCUCAAAGAUCCUAAAGUUUGUAACAUCAAAUAUCGGGAAUAAAUUUCAUAAAGUUAUUAGCAAUAAAAUAACUUUAUAGUAAGUGGUUGUAUGCCAUUAUUGACUCAUACUAACCUGUAGGUAGAAGUGUUUCAAGGCUCAAGUUUUCCCCCACACCAGUGAAUGCUCACUGAACAUAGUGUAUAUUUGCAAUGCUAAUACUCAUUACAUUGUAUAUGCCUUGAAUAAAAGUAGUCCUUUGUGAUUGUCCUA